This is a messenger RNA of Pseudovirgaria hyperparasitica, 1549 nucleotides long. RefSeq lists its product as uncharacterized. The record is from RefSeq and is a predicted model, not a curated record. Bases 84 to 1454 code for a protein of 456 amino acids. The transcript has 4 exons. Lineage: Eukaryota; Fungi; Ascomycota; Dothideomycetes; Acrospermales; Acrospermaceae.
UUCUGCAUGAAGAUGGACCGAUCGGAGGUGCCCUCGACCCUCGCAAGGAAAUUGCCCAGUCAAUCCACUCUCCUUCGACACGAAUGCGGUAUUCACCUGUAACCGAGGAACUCAUGAACCUGGAUGUUAUUCCUGGGCUACACUACUAUGCGUAUGCAUCCGAAAUCCUUGGAACUAUGCACGGUGGUCACGAACUUUACCAUGCUCAGGCGUUUCUGCUAGCGAGCCUGUAUAUGAAUCAACUUGGUCGUGGCUUAGAGAGCUAUAGCUGGAUUAAUGCUGCAGCCUGGGUCAUUAGGUUCAACCUUAAAAUAAAUCACCUAUGUGUGAAGCCUGACCCUCCCGACCACUCUGAAUGGCGAGAUUAUGAUCGCCAAGAGCAUCCCGAUAAUCUACCACCUGGUGAGGUCGCCGAGUUUAAAAUCAAGAUGAAUCUCCUCAAGUUCGUAUAUUGGUCAGCAGUACAGCUUGAAAGUGAUAUCCUCGCAGAGUUGCCGCUACCAAUAAGUCAUAUAACACUUUGGGAAGAUCGAGUUGCCUAUCCGAAAUACAUUAAUGGUAGUCUCCCAGAUCUUAACGAAGUGCAAGAUCAACCAGUGUCUGGCGAAAUGGGACAAGUCGACAACCAGCAUGACAUUACCAUAGUGUUGUUUUUGGCACAGAUACAGUUCCGUAAGAUACUCAACCAGGUCCCCAUGUAUCUAUCCACCUUAUGGGACCAUCCACCAGACAGCUUCCCAGCUGGCGUCUACGAGCCUCCAUUCGGCAGAGAGGCGUCAACAGGCAUACCUUCGUUUCUUAAUUGGUUAUAUAAUUGGCGAAAUGUGAGCAAAGCGAUGGGCGUGGACUGGGAUGAUAAUGAUGAUCCUUCCCUAGAUCUGAAUAUUGCUAGGCUACGAGCGAAAUACUAUGGAGCAGAAACAAUCAUUACUCGACCAUACCUACACUACGUAUACCAUUGCCCGGGGGCCGACCAAGACGUACUUAAACGAGCAUGGACUUACAUCAGAUCUUCAAAAGAGAGCUUAACGGCUUCAAAGCUCCGGGAAGCGGAUUGGGGGAAUUCACUUGAAGAUCUUCUUGAGAGUGAUCCAACUCAGUCUCGGGAUGGCAUUAGUACCAAAGCAAUCAGGAGCAUGCUGCUUAGUCAUGCUUGUAUGUGGUCCUCGAUCCGGAGUACGAAAGCUUUUAACGGUAUUCGAACACGUCUAAAGGUAACGAAUAUUUUUGGCACAAUCCAUGCUCAAUUCGGAAAUUGCUUGGUUCUUGCACAGUGCUGCGAGUCUGUAUGGUUUAAAGACCUUGACGGGUUUGCCCCGAUCCACGAAGUCCCCAAACUCCUUGAAGAAACGAUGCACAAAUGCAAGACAUACUCAAACCUCGCACCAGCUCUUGGCAAGGAUUAUCAGGUUUUACACAAAGCUUUAUAUAGCAUCAGAGGAUUACAGAGAUAGCUAGUACAUUUUCCAAGACGCAUAUCAUGCGCCGUGGAAUAGCAUCAAAAUGGCAGUUUGCCUCCCAGAUCAGUCCGUGACCUGGUGUGGUAGAG